ACUGUAUGUCAUUUCCAUGUACUGAACUCUUGUUAUUUAACUAUGCCAAUAUAAAUUCAAUUUUUCAUUCGAGGGCACCUUUAACAUUUACAUCAUUUACUGUAAUCUUUCUAUAUUCAUAAUUUAUCAUAAAAAUAAUUAUAAAGAUAAGAGACAACCCUACCCCUAAAAACGUUUAGAUUUUGUUUGUUUGUUUUUGUUUUUCAUUUUUUAAUCAUGAUUUCAGAUGCCACAUGCACACAUUCUCUCUACUCUCUCUCUCUCUCUCUCUCUCUCUGUUUUGAGUCAUAGUUUUCUUGGCCUUGUUGUCUUUUUUCCAACACGCUCUUGACCCAAAUGUGUUGAUUUCGAGAGAGGUGUUUCUAUUGUCCUCUCUCACUCUUAUCCAUAAAUUAGUCAUUUUAUUUUGCCCUGUUUAGUGAGUUUGAUUUAACAAAAAAACAGACUGUAACAAAUAAUUUUGAUGUCAAAACAUUGUGAUCACAAUUUUGCCAUCAGUCUCCAUAGUUACCGUGAGUUUUUAUCCUCAUAGACAUUUCUGUUUAUCUAUUUGCGUUUCACAUCUCGUCUUCAAGCUGUUCAGAGACAGCUAUAAUGAUGUCAUUUUUCCUCUUUUAUCCACAUCCUCUCCAAAUAUCUUUCCAUCUGCUCCUUCUUGUAGAUAUUUCUCAUUCUGUCACAUGAGCAUUUGAUUUUUUUUCUUCUAUUCUAAUCCUCAGUUCUUCUAAUCUCAGUUCCACUAUCUUUCUCUCUCUCUGUCUGUGGAAUGAAUGGCCUGUUAAGCAGUAAUCUUAGCAGACAGCACUAGUAAUGGUGGUGAGUGCAGAGAGCUCUGGGAUUACUGGGCUACUCUUAUGCAAACACAUUUCAGGAUUCAUGAAAAUGCUUAGCAUUAGCAAUUUAUGUAACAAACAAAUCAUGUAUGUAUGCAUGCAUUGAAAUGUACUGACACAGCCAAACACAAUGACGCUGUAGUACGUCAUUAAAUUCAGUCCUUAUAUAAAACUCAUACUGUACACACAUGUGGAUUUAUGAUACAUUGGCAUCUGAAGUAAAAGCAGAACACUACUGCACCGAAGAGCAUUUAAGGAGCUGCUGACUGACAGUGAGAAAGGUUUGCUCUGAACUGAAGAACAGGAGGAAAAGAGAGUUGGCUGACAGAAGCAACACGAAGCAGAACAAAACAAGAGAGGACUGAGCUUCUUCCACUCCUUCCUGUGAGAACAGACACACAGAAGACGUACAGAAGAGGCUGUCAGAUAUGAGUCUGGGGCCGGCGUGCAUUUUCCUAAGAGGAUCUAAAAAUAAAAACAUUGAGCGUCCGCUCGCUGAUGAGGAGAUAGACGAGCUGCGCGAGGCGUUCGCCGAGUUUGAUAAGGAUAAGGAUGGUCUGAUCAGCUGUAAAGAUCUGGGCAACCUGAUGAGGACGAUGGGCUACAUGCCCACUGAGAUGGAACUGCUUGAACUUAGCCAGAACAUCAACAUGAAACUUGGAGGAAGUGUAGAUUUUCAGGAUUUUGUUGACCUCAUGGCCCCAAAGCUUCUGGCAGAAACAGCUGGAAUGAUCGGACUGAAAGAGUUGAAAGAUGCAUUUAAAGAGUUUGACAUGGACGGUGACGGCUCUAUCACCACCGAAGAGCUGAGGCAUGCAAUGCUAAAGCUGCUAGGUGAAAACACAAACAGGAAGGAAAUAGAAGCCGUGGUCCGAGAAGCAGACAACAAUGGAGACGGAACCGUUGAUUUUGAGGAAUUUGUCAAAAUGAUGUCUAAAAAUUGAGAAUAUACCUGAGACAUUAAAGAAGGCCUGAGAAAAAUCAUUCCAGAGAGGAAAACAUCUGCAUCAGAGACUCAGUCAGACGGUCAAUAAAGUCACUGACUACAGUACUAUGCAUAUGGGAAAAGUAUUUUAUACUACUUUGUUUAUGUAUUUAUAUAUGUAUUUGCUUUGUUGUUACAUGACCUCAAACACUGAAUCCUCAAACUCUGUAAAAGAUAAUAAUGUCAUAUAUUAAUAUUAUGUAACACAUAUUUCAGUGUAUGUCUGAUAUAUAUGUUCAGAAGAGGAUUUUGUCUUUCAUUGGACAUGCAUACUUGAACUUUUGGCAUAAAACCAAGUUAAAAAGUCUCUCGGACUGUUAUUAU
Molecule: messenger RNA, 2142 nt
Organism: Megalobrama amblycephala (Wuchang bream)
Lineage: Eukaryota; Metazoa; Chordata; Actinopteri; Cypriniformes; Xenocyprididae
Gene: cabp5b
Product: calcium binding protein 5b
Exons: 8
Coding region: 1262-1777 (171 amino acids)
Molecular function (GO): calcium ion binding
Source: RefSeq, a predicted model, not a curated record